Molecule: messenger RNA, 1996 nt
Organism: Urocitellus parryii (Arctic ground squirrel)
Lineage: Eukaryota; Metazoa; Chordata; Mammalia; Rodentia; Sciuridae
Product: C4b-binding protein alpha chain-like
Source: RefSeq, a predicted model, not a curated record
GCUACAUGUCUGGAAUUCAGGGACUUUUUGGUGAAGCAAUUGCUAGUCAACUUUGGGAUAUUAUGAUAAACCCUAAUCUUGGAAGGAUCUAGGACUAUAGAGAUCAAGACUCCAUCAGAGCCUUCUUCUUCCUCUGCUAUUACAGCAGAAAAAAAAAUGCCAGAGAAGCAGCAGGUCAUGUGCCCCCCAAGACCACCAAGUGGAACCCAUCAUAGAAAGGGGGAAAUGGCAACCUGGGCCUUCUGUAAUCUGCGGAGAGUCUCUGAUCCAAUUCUGUUCCAAAUGACCUUGGUCGCUGCUCUGUUGGUUACUGUUCAUGGCAAAUGUGGUCCCCCACCCAAUCUAAGCUUUGCUUCUCCAAUAAGUGUACCGAACCAGACAGAAUUCAGAACUGGUGAUAGUCUGAGCUAUACCUGCCGCCCUGGCUACAGUAAGACAAGUUCAAGUUCGCAAGUUUACUGUGCAUAUACUGGCAAAUGGAACUAUGAUGUCUUCUGUGUCAAGAAACGAUGCAGUAAUCCAGGAGAUUUACCUAAUGGGCGUGUGGAAAUUAAGACAGAUCUCACUUUUGGAUCACAAAUAGAAUUCAUCUGUUCAGAGGGAUUUGUCUUAAAGGGUCCAACCACUAGUUAUUGUGAAAUCCAAGAUAAGAGAGUUGCCUGGAGUGACCCUUUCCCUGUAUGUUUAAUUGUCACRUGUGAACCCCCUCCAGAUAUCAGCAAUGGGAAGCACAGUGGUAGCGAUGAAGACCUCUUUACAUAUGGCUCCUCUGUCACCUACACCUGUGACCCCAACUUCUCACUCAUAGGGAAUGCUUCCAUUUCCUGCACGGUAGAGAAUAAAACAGUAGGCGUCUGGAGCCCAAGUCCUCCUACUUGUGAAAAUAUCAACUGUCCUGCACCAGUUGUUCCACAUGGAAUCAUCAUCUCUGGAUUUGGACCAACCUAUUCUUACAAAGAUUCUAUAGUGUUUGGCUGCCAGAGAGGUUUUAACCUUAAAGGCAGCAGUUCAAUCCAUUGUGAAGCUAAUAAAAAAUGGAAUACUUCUCCUCCCAUCUGUGAGCCCAUAUGUUGCCCAGUACCAGAGCUGGCGAAUGGUAAAAUCAUUCACCCUAAAAGAUACCACCCUACCAACAAGUGUUCUUAUGGCUACAAAGACCAACUUUCAUACACGUGUUAUGGGCGACAGUUUUCAGCUACAUGUGGAUCAGAUGGCACAUGGAGUCCCCGAACACCAUCAUGUGACCACGUGCCUCACCAUCAAAAUUGCAAUUUCCCACCUACCAUUGCCCACGGACAUCAUAAACCAUCUUUUCAUAUAUAUAAAACUGAGAUUGUGUAUGAAUGCGAUGUAGGAUACCAACUGGUUGGAGAAGCAAAACUCUCCUGCUCCUAUUCUCAGUGGUCACCUGAACCUCCUCAGUGCAAAGCUACCUGUCAGAAACCAGAGAUUACAAAUGGGACUCUGUCUGUGAAUAAGUAUCAGUAUCUUGAAAUGGAAAGUAUCACUGUUCACUGUGACUCUGGCUUUAAAGUGGUGGGUAGCCAAAUGAUCACUUGCUCAGAGGACAAAGCCUGGCACCCGGCAGUGCCCAAGUGUGAGUGGGAAUUCCAGGAAGGGUGCAAUCAAGUAUACACAGGAAAAAAACUCUUGCAGUGUCUCCCAAACCCAGCAGAUGUGAAAAUGGCCCUGGAAAUAUCUAAGCUAUCCCUUGAGAUUGAAUUACUAGAACUACAACUAAACAAGGAAAGACAAACUAGUAUAGAAACAACACCAUAAUGUUGCCCAGAGGAGGGAGAAGAAUAUGCCUACCUGGCUCGCUGCCUUCAAUGCCRCGCAGAUCCUUUCAGUUUAGCAACUCUUUUGUCACUUUGGCAACAAUAUUCAUGGUAAUAAACAUCUAGAAGGGAUAGUUCACAGCUUUGAGAUUACAGAAUUAUUGAUCAUCUUGUGGCUUAGAAUUUUGCUUUUCUGGAUGUAAAGUACAUUUUAUUUU